This is a messenger RNA of Lycium ferocissimum, 844 nucleotides long. Its product is annotated as cytochrome b5-like. The record is from RefSeq and is a predicted model, not a curated record. Gene Ontology annotation, molecular function: heme binding. NCBI's taxonomy places the organism in Eukaryota, Viridiplantae, Streptophyta, Magnoliopsida, Solanales, Solanaceae. Gene Ontology annotation, cellular component: membrane; intracellular membrane-bounded organelle. Bases 238 to 636 code for a protein of 132 amino acids. The transcript is spliced from 3 exons.
ACCUCCAUCAUCAAGAUCUCACCAACCCCUUUGAUUCCCUCCUCUUUAUUUAUACAGUAUUAUUAACCCAACAACAACCCCUCUGCCAUUCCACUCACCUCACUAGUCACCACAAACACACACUCCCUCUUUUUCCCAUGCUCUUCAAGCCUUUCUACAAGUCUUGAAGAGCCAAAAAUCAAAAUCUGAUUAAUCUUCAGUUUCUCUUUUCUUACAAAUUUUUUUUUGGUCUAAAAAAUGGGUAAGGUCUAUGAUUUAGCUGAGGUCUCCAAGCACAACAAUGCCAAGGAUUGUUGGCUCAUUAUUAAUGGCAAGGUAUAUGAUGUGACAAAAUUCUUGGACGACCACCCAGGUGGUGAUGAUGUUUUAUUGUCUGCAACAGGAAAGGAUGCAACCGAUGAUUUUGAGGAUGUCGGUCAUAGCAGUAGUGCUCGAGCUAUGUUGGAUGAGUAUUAUGUAGGUGAUAUCGACUCUUCAACCAUCCCAACAAAGGUCAAGUACACUCCUCCCAAUCAGCCUCAUUACAACCAAGACAAAACAACAGAGUUCAUCAUCAAGAUCCUCCAGUUCUUGGUUCCUCUAAUUAUUUUAGGCGUGGCUGUUGGUGUCCGCUUCUAUACCAACAAGUCAGCUUGAAGAUUGAUUAAUGGUCGAAAAUGCAAAAAAAAAAAAAAAAAAAAAAAAAACACAGCUUUUUCUUUGUUAGCCAGGCAAAUCUUGGUUAAAUUCUGGGAACAGUUUAGGUACUUCGAUUUCUGUUGUUGUGAGGAUGUCUUUGCUUUUUCUUUGUUCCCAUUUUAACAGUCUUUUUCCUAAAAAUAUAUAUCAAUCUACGUCUCGUGAA